Molecule: messenger RNA, 1635 nt
Organism: Talaromyces stipitatus ATCC 10500
Lineage: Eukaryota; Fungi; Ascomycota; Eurotiomycetes; Eurotiales; Trichocomaceae
Exons: 2
Coding region: 1-1635 (544 amino acids)
Biological process (GO): DNA integration
Molecular function (GO): nucleic acid binding
Source: RefSeq, a predicted model, not a curated record
AUGGCCUUCAUGAUACGACGGCACCGCUUUAAUUCGUGGACAGUCAGAAAAGAACGAAAAGCUAACGCUAAGAAAUGGCACGUUUGCUUUGGCCAUCCUGGACCCCAAGCUAUCAAACACCUUGCCACAACGACAAAAGGUGUAAGAGUGACUGGCCUAUCCGAAGGUCCUACCAUCGUGCAGUGCGAAGCCGGUGGAAGGGCAAAAGCCAGACGAAUCAUACGACGAGAAGAAAGAAAUAUUGUGGAACGACCUGGCAAAAGCUCAAUGAAUGGAGAAAAGAUAUUGAUGCUUAUAACCGAUCGAUUCCGCGGUUUUAUCUGGGACUUUUAUAUGACGUCGCAUAAAAGCAUGGAGAUCUUAGAAACUCUAAAAUUAUUCUUUAAAUAUCUGAAAAAGCACCAUGAUGUUAGUCCGAUCAAGAUUGAGAUGGAUAAUAAGAUAUUCUUACACCGUCCUGAGGUGAAGGAGUGGCUGAUUACCAAACAUGUUACUAUCAAGCACUCAACGGCGAAUAAUCAAGGACAAAAUGGUGCCGCUGAGCGCUCAGGGAGUGUCAUCAAGGACAAGGCUAGGGCCAUGAGAAACAGUGCAAAGUUACCUGAGGAUUUGUGGUCAGAAAUAUACCGAGCCUCAAUCUAUCUUUAUAACCGUACCCCCAAGUUCAUGUACAACUGGAAAACGCCAUACGAUAGGUUCCAUACUUGCGUUGCUUUGCAAAAUAGAAUUUGCAUACAAGAUCAGAAACCUCAGCUUGCUCACCUGAAGGUAUAUGGCUGUAAAGCAUAUACCCUCACAUCGGGGUAUCAACUCAAGAAAAAUCGACUCCAACGCUUCAAUCCGCGAGCAUGGGUAGGCUAUCUCGUCGGAUAUGACUCAACAAAUGUUUAUAGGAUUUGGAAUCCUUCGACAGGGAGGAUCGUGCGAGCAAGGGACGUUAUUUUUAACGAGGACGAAGUCUUCAGUGGAGAUAUCCAAGAUAUCAAGGAUGAUCUCCUUCAUGUGUCUGUUGAAGAACUGACAAUCUUGCUGAACAAGAUAGAUAUCCGAGUACAGUCAGGUGAAGUCGAAGAUAAUGCUAACUUUGGAGAUGAGAUGGAGGAUUUAGUGUUUGACGGAAAUAGGCACAGCGAUGAGCGUACGACAACAGGCUCGGUGACUGGUUCUGGAUUUGAAGAUUCAAGUCAGCUUGAUUCGGACUAUCCAAGCGGCCCAACUCUGACGCCAGGAGAAGGAUUGUUAGAGGGGAUUGAUAAAUAUGCUUAUCCUACACCUCCAGAUACGCCUCCGAGCGCACUGUUGGCGGCUAGCAUCACUAUCAUCCGUGAAAAUGACCUCAGCCUCCGUCAGAGCUCUAAGCACGCAGCUGGAACGUCAACUGGCGGGGUCAGGCCCAGAGGGUCGCUCGUUCAGGAAGCAACCAUUAAGGAAGAUCCCAGAGGGGCUCUUGAUAGUGUAGGCACGACAGAUCCAGAGGAUCGCGUGCUGAGUUUGGGGACAGGCCCAGAGGGUCGCCAAAUCUUCGUGACUCCAUGGCAGGUCUCAGAGAGGCUCAUGGCAGGCAUAUCCUUGAGGACGGAUCCAGAGGGCUCCGUCCAGGUGCCGGCAAGGUCCGUACGAUAUCCAGCUCCGUAA